AAAAAAAAAAACGUAAUGCCCGUUGUAGAUAUAUUCAUAAUUAUUAACUUCUUUUCAUUCAAGGGGGACACAUGUUGUUGGAUAUGUGACAACUGCGAACCGUAUGAAUAUGUAAUAAAUGAGUUUACAUGUAAGGACUGUGGCCCAGGCUUUUGGCCAUAUCCGGAUAAAUUAUCGUGCUUUGCUCUGGAAGUGUUAUACAUUCGCUGGCAAUCCUUAUUUGCUUUGAUCCCAUUGGCAAUUGCUUUAUUUGGCAUUAUAAUGACCGUCAUCGUUAUAGUAUUAUUUGCUAAGAACCAUGACACGCCGCUGGUGCGGGCUUCAGGACGCGAACUAAGCUAUACUCUGUUGUUUGGAAUUUUAGUUUGCUAUUGUAAUACUUUUGUUUUGAUAGCCAAACCUACGAUAGUAUCAUGUAUUUUACAACGAUUUGGUAUUGGUGUCGGAUUUUCCAUCAUUUAUAGCGCACUAUUAACAAAAACCAACCGAAUAUCGCGUAUAUUUCAUUCAGCGUCGAAAUCGGCUCAACGACUAAAGUAUAUAAGUCCACAAUCUCAGGUGUUUAUAACAGUAUCCCUUAUAGCUAUACAAGUGCUGAUCACCAUGGUUUGGAUGGUAGUCGAACCGCCAGGGACUCGUUUUUAUUAUCCUGAUCGAAAAGAAGUUAUUUUAAAAUGCAAAAUGCAAGAUAUGUCAUUUUUAUUCUCUCAACUAUACAACAUGAUAUUGAUUACGGUCUGUACACUUUAUGCCGUUAAAACACGUAAAAUACCAGAAAACUUUAACGAAUCCAAAUUUAUUGGAUUAACAAUGUACACAACAUGCAUAAUAUGGCUGGCAUUUAUACCUAUUUAUUUCGGAACGGGAAAUUCAUACGAGAUACAAAUAACAACGUUAUGCAUAUCGAUAAGCCUAAGCGCAUCCGUAGCACUCAUUUGCUUAUACUCUCCAAAGGUAUACAUUUUAGUAUUCCAUCCUGAUAAAAAUGUGCGCAAACUUACUAUGAACAGCACAGUUUAUCGCCGUUCAGCGGGAGCUUUUGGUGGCGGAACCACAGGUCAAGGAGCUCCUAUUGGCACUUUUGGUGGUUUCGGAUGUGGUGGGACUGGCAGCACUUCGGGCUGCAGUCGAUCACAUGGCGUCACUGGUAGCGCCAAUGCAGUCAUCACGUCUGGUUCGACAAUCAACAAAAAUGGACAGUCACAAAUGAUAGCACAAAGCGAUCGAGUUGUCGCACAACCUUCUGAAAAUCAACAGUUAACUCCAGAAAUUGAGAAAGCAGGCUAUAUAAAAAAUAUAGCGGAAAAUGAUAUAUACAUUUGUGCGAACUUACAAUUAACCGCUUCUGACGAUGAUAAACAUGCAAGCGAAUUUUUGGCCAUGGCAGAAACGAUUCGACGGCGACUUAACGCAAGCACCAGCACAAAUGGAGUUGCUAUAGCAGAUACAGCUAUCGGAUGCGAAUGUGUCAAUAUUACUGAUCAAAAAAUGGAUGAUCGUGCAAUGCUUAAUAUCAGCGCAAGUAGUAGCAGCAUUAAAUCAGUAAAAGGAUAAAUAAUAUGCGUUAACAAUAAGGGCUAAGGUUACAAUUAUAAAUUAAAAAUAUCUUGUGUUCAAUAAACAUUCGGAAUU
Molecule: messenger RNA, 1632 nt
Organism: Anastrepha ludens (Mexican fruit fly)
Lineage: Eukaryota; Metazoa; Arthropoda; Insecta; Diptera; Tephritidae
Product: metabotropic glutamate receptor-like
Exons: 3
Coding region: 16-1554 (512 amino acids)
Biological process (GO): regulation of synaptic transmission, glutamatergic; G protein-coupled glutamate receptor signaling pathway
Cellular component (GO): membrane
Molecular function (GO): group II metabotropic glutamate receptor activity
Source: RefSeq, a predicted model, not a curated record